AGCAGAGAGAGGAAGAGGUUAAGACAAAUAAGAAACACAUCUAAAGAUGAGUAUCUGUCUCAACCUCAGAACAUUGCUUCUUAACUUUGUUAUUACCUUGACAAUGCUUUCUCUAUCUCAUGAAGCAAGACAAAAUCUCGAUUCCCCUGUGAGAGCAGUUAGUCUUGGUGGUUGGCUCGUUACUGAAGGUUGGAUCAAACCUUCUCUCUUCGAUGGAAUUCCAAACAAGGAUUUCUUGGAUGGAACUGGUCUUCAGUUCAAGUCUGUGACAACAGGGAAGUAUCUGUGUGCAGAGUCCGGAGGAGGAACGAUCCUAGUUGCAAACCGCAGUGCCGCUUCGGGCUGGGAAACAUUCAGGUUAUGGAGGCUGAACGAGACCACUUUCAGAUUCAGGGUGUUCAACAAGCAGUUUGUGGGAUUAGAUGGGAUCAACGUUGUAGCUAUUACCAAUAUUUCAACUGAUUCUUUAACUUUCAAUAUUGUUAAGGAAAGUAAUAAAUCUAACCGCGUUCGAAUCAAAACAACUAGUGGUAGCUAUUUGCAGGCAAAGUCGGAGGUGAUGGUGAGUGCAGACAUUUCAAAGGUAAGCGGAUGGAGAGACGAUGACCCAACAGUUUUCCAACUCACAAUUGGUGGAAGGUUGCAAGGUGAGUUCCAGGUCACCAAUGGUUAUGGCCCACUCAAGGCUCCCCAAGUCAUGAAGGACCACUGGAACAGUUUCAUUGUUGAAAAUGAUUUGAAGAUGAUAGCGAGUAAGGGAAUAAAUGCACUUAGAAUUCCUGUUGGAUGGUGGAUAGCAAGUGAUCCAACUCCACCCUCCCCUUAUGUUGCUGGUUCCUUGCAUGCUCUAGAUAAUGCCUUCUUCUGGGCUCAGAAAUAUGGGUUGAAAAUUAUCAUUGAUCUUCACGCUGCACCUGGUUCCCAAAAUGGGUAUGAGCAUAGCUCCUCCAGAGACACUUCUCAAGAAUGGGGGAAAACAGAUGAGAACAUCCAACAAACCGUUAAUGUUAUAGAGUUCUUAGCUGCAAGGUACGCAAAAAGCCCAAGCCUGUAUGCGGUUGAGCUGAUAAACGAGCCUCUAUCACCAGGUGCCACCUUAGAGGCUUUGAACAAGUACUACAAAGCUGGGUAUGAAGCAGUGCGCAAACACUCAAAAACAGCUUAUGUUGUUUUGUCAAAUAGGUUAGCGUCCUCGGACCCAAGGGAAUUCUUCCCUGUUGCCAGUGGCCUCAUGAAAACAGUGAUUGAUGUCCACUACUACAGCCUCUAUGAAUCCAAAUUUGACAACUUAACCGUCCAACAGAACAUUGAUUUCAUCCAAACAAACCGCUCUUCGGACUUGACUUUUGUUACAACCUCAAAUGGCCCUCUUACUUUUGUCGGUGAAUGGGUUUCUGAAUGGAAAGUUAAUGGAGCUACGAAAGAGGAUUACCAAAGAUUUGCAAAAGCCCAAUUAGAUGUUUAUGGAAGAGCAACGUUUGGAUGGUCUUAUUGGACCUUAAAGAACGUCAACAACCAUUGGAGUUUGGAAUGGAUGAUCAACAAUGGUUACAUUAAGCUAUAAACAGCAGCUGAGGCAUUAGUGGCUCACUAGUCUAUCAUCAUGUAUCUUAAUAUAUUUCAUCUGUAUGAGUAUGAAUGUGUGUGUGAGUUGUAAGAAUAAAAAAAAAAAAAAAAAUUAUAGAUUGACGCAUGAAAAAGGGGAAAAAUAUAAAAUGAGUGUGUGAUCUCCAAAAAAUUUUCACAUUUUAAAGAAUUUCAUUUGAAAACAUAUUCUGAUUGUGAGGUUUUAGUUUUGGAUUCUCAAUCAGAGUUUUCUCUUGUAUUCAGCCACUGAUCUCGUGAUCCUUGAUAAUUGAUAUGAACAUAAUUAUAUCAA
This is a messenger RNA of Arachis stenosperma, 1879 nucleotides long. RefSeq names its product probable glucan 1,3-beta-glucosidase A. Gene Ontology annotation, cellular component: actin cytoskeleton; cytoplasm. Gene Ontology annotation, molecular function: hydrolase activity, hydrolyzing O-glycosyl compounds; actin filament binding. Lineage: Eukaryota; Viridiplantae; Streptophyta; Magnoliopsida; Fabales; Fabaceae. Bases 47 to 1564 code for a protein of 505 amino acids. The transcript has 8 exons. Gene Ontology annotation, biological process: cell migration; establishment or maintenance of cell polarity; actin filament bundle assembly. The record is from RefSeq and is a predicted model, not a curated record.